Molecule: messenger RNA, 2666 nt
Organism: Clarias gariepinus (North African catfish)
Lineage: Eukaryota; Metazoa; Chordata; Actinopteri; Siluriformes; Clariidae
Gene: prelid3b
Product: PRELI domain containing 3
Exons: 6
Coding region: 40-621 (193 amino acids)
Biological process (GO): phospholipid transport
Cellular component (GO): mitochondrial intermembrane space
Molecular function (GO): phosphatidic acid transfer activity
Source: RefSeq, a predicted model, not a curated record
UUUGCCGGGUCAAUUCGUCAUAGGCGAGCACGAGACACGAUGAAGAUCUGGGCGUCGGAACACAUUUUCAACCACCCAUGGGAGACAGUGACCAAUGCUGCUAUGCAGAAAUACCCCAACCCCAUGAACCCUAGUGUAUUUGGAGUAGAUGUGUUAGAUCGACGAGUGGACCAGCAAGGCCGGCUUCAUAGUAAACGCCUCCUCAGCACAGAAUGGGGCCUUCCGUCUAUAGUCAAUUCAAUCAUUGGUAAUGCGCGUGCGUGUACAUAUGUUCAAGAACAUUCACUUGUGGACCCCAAAGAGAAGACUUUCGAGCUUCGGUCUUCAAAUAUCACGUUUACGAAUAUGGUAUCUGUAGACGAAAGGCUUGUCUACAAACCACACCCAGAAGACCCCUUAAAGACUGUACUGACCCAGGAGGCCAUCAUCUCAGUCAAGGGAGUCAGUUUGAGCAGCUAUCUAGAAGGACUUAUGGCAAAAACGAUCUCAACCAAUGCAGGAAAGGGCCGUGAAGCAAUGGAGUGGGUAAUCAGGCGUCUAAAUGCAGAGAUUGAGGAGCUAGCCAUUACAGCAAGAGGCUCGAUACGGAAACCCAUGGCUGCAGCAGUCACAGAAAAAUGAACUUAUGUCUCUGCGUUCCUUACCAUCUUUCUUUGCCAAAUACUUCAGUAUAUCUUUUUCAUUCUAGUCUACAUUCUUUGCUCUCCUUUGCAUUUGUGGAACAGAGUUUUCCACAUCUAUCUUGUACAACUGACUCUAUAUUAGAGGUUAGCUGGACACGUAAAAACUCUUAUUGAUCCUGUCAGUCUGUUAGCACUGAAGAACAAGAAAGAUGUGGUUUUGACUGUUGUCUAUAACUCGUUUAUAACUCUAAAGUGUGAUCAGAGCAAGCAGUCCUUACUGCGUGUUUAUAUUUAUGUGUAGAUGUAUAGAUAGAUAGCAUUUUAUUAAUUCUUUUAUAUAUUUCCACCAUAAAAAUGCCAACUUUAUGUGAUGGCUGUUAGCUUUAAUUCAUUAUAGUAAAGUUGGCAUUUUUGUGCACAUGUACUCUUCAGGUAAUAAUAGAGUUGUGAUAAAACAUAUCUGCCUUAUUUAUGCAUAGGUCUAAGGUCAAAUUAUUAUUAUAUAUUUUUAACAUCUAUCUCCAAGAAAAAGUGAAGUCAGUCAAAUGUACUUUCAUCAUGGGAGCGUAGAAUUUAGAGAGUAAGCAAGUAAAGGAAUGGGAGGUAGGGAAAUGAAUUGCGAUAGUGAGACUUCACUGUUUCUUUUAUUACGCUCACAUUUUUAUUUAAUUUAUUUUUUUGCACAAGAUUUUGAAUUCUGCUGUGACCUCAAAUUUCUUAGGAUUUAUUUUAAAUCACAGAAAUAUACAGCACCGUUCUUGCUGUUCGGUUCUUAUGCCACUCGGCAUACCAGCAUUGUCUCAUGUCCUCCCUUUCACCAGCGCUCGCUGAGAAACAAAGCUCUUGUUAAAUCACCUAUGGGUACACGCUCAUCCCCUCCAUUCAUGCUGCACUCCACCGUGCUCCUACCGCCACAACGCACUAUGCUGCUUUGUGCAAGCAUAGCAUUUUACACACAUUUGAAUACCUUAAGUUAUUAUACAAUUGAGGGAACAAAGUUCUUUGGAUAAUUUGACAUAUAGACACCUUUUUUUUUUUUUUUUUAAAUUGGAAAUGUAAAAGAUUUUUACACUGUAAAAGUAGAUGUGUGCAGCUGCACUUACUGGAUAUUGGCUCAAUGCUGAAAUAUUAAACAUGAAUCCAACUUAGAUGCAACUGCCUCGAGGCAAAUACUGCCUUUUUUCCAAGGAUCUUAUGAAAUACUCUAAAAUGUAUUUUUUUUUUUAAUCUUAGUGUUAAAAAGGGCCUGAUUAAGGCAACAUAUGCUAUCAGGCCUAAAGUUUGUGGAUGUGUGACCAUCAUACACAAAACUGUCGUUGAUUUUUAAAACCUUUUGGAAAAAAAGAUUUCUAACAUCUGGCACAUAAUUAAAAAGGAAACUUGUGUUUAAUGGUCAGAUGUCUAACUUGUGGCUUGUGACUUGUGCCAUUAUGCAUCCUAGGCAUUGUAAAACUGUUGAUCUAAUCUGGAAAAGACCACACUAAUCAGUAUAGCCAGGUAAUGUUUAAUUCAUUGGCUUUCUAUAGUUUAUUAAAUGUAAAUGUAAAUGUGGAAGUUGUAAUGAGUAUUUUAGUUAAAAUGCUAUGUAAGAUGUUCUGGUAGAAUAGAGCUGGAUGGACCAAUUAUUUAUUUGCAAGUAGAGAGGUGGCUCCUAAAGUACUUUUUUUCCCUUGAGGCUAAGUAAUAAGGUAUUGUCAUAUACUGUGAGAAGUAUUAAUUUGCAUGUAUGUGUCUGUAACAAAAAUGCAGUUAUGGAGGAUAAAAUACAUUAUAUUUAUUUAUUUAUUUUAUGUCCGAGGGUGUUUGAUAUUGCAUACAAUGGUUGGUACAGAAACAUUACAUGACUCUUUUUUGGUGUUUAGAUUUUAUUUUGUGAGUAAAAAGGUAAUUGUACUGAUUUUUUCAUCUUGGACAAGAAAAGCUCUUCUAGGAACAUGCAAAGUGGGACACAUGUUUUAUGGCAUUUAAUCAAUUGACUCUUGAUUACUUCUUAUUUACCUGAUAUGUAAAGUAAUGAUUAUUUUUAAAGGCAGUUCUUGUAAA